This is a messenger RNA of Plasmodium coatneyi, 2337 nucleotides long. RefSeq lists its product as uncharacterized. The record is from RefSeq and is a predicted model, not a curated record. Lineage: Eukaryota; Apicomplexa; Aconoidasida; Haemosporida; Plasmodiidae. The transcript has 3 exons. Gene Ontology annotation, molecular function: RNA binding. Bases 1 to 2337 code for a protein of 778 amino acids.
AUGACGGAGAACUCCUGCUCCAUCGAUUAUUUCGUUUCGAACUUGCCUUACGAUGUCACGGAGGAGGAGCUGAAGGACUUUUUUAAACCGGCCUGUGAGGUUACCCACUGCAGACUGAAGAGGACAAAGCUCGGCAUUAAGAGCUGCCACGGGUACAUACGGUUUGGGGAAAAUCUAAACGAUGUAGAGGCAUACGCACGAAGGGAGAGACUCAAAGGUAGGCAGUUGUGCAUUGAAUUAGUGGAAAAUGGAAAGGACGAUAUGACAGACGAUGAAGAAGACGAUGCGAUAGACGCGACGGACGGGGAAGGGUUCCCCCCGUGGGAGCAGAACCAGAAGGAUGGUCAGCACCCAAUUAAGGGGUCAACGAAGCAACAGACAGAUGAACAAGCAAAGCGCAGAAACAAAUGGAACUCCAAAAAGGGGAAUGAAAAGAUCGAAAUAAUUAACAAAAAAGGAGUGAUUACAAAACAGGGACAUGCAAUUCUUAGCAACAUGCACAUGUAUGACGUCGUCCUUUUGGUUCAGAAAAUGCAACAGCUAGUUAGACUCUCUCCCCAAACAGCCAUUAAAUUUCUCAGUAAUAAUAAGAGCAUUUGUUACUCUCUCAUCCAUGCGCUGUUCCUUCUGGGGAUUUUAAACGUAGAGAUGAAUCCCCUUAGCGAGGAGGACAUCACCCGGGUGAAGUUUCAUGCGCUUAAGAAUAAGUUCCAGUUUUUGUGUGUGGACGGCGAGGAGGAAGAUGAGGUGGACACAGAUGCGUAUCCUUUGGGGGAACAAUUAUGUCACAGGGGGGGUAUCGGUUCGCAUGAAGUUGAUUGGGGUAACAUGGAUAGGGGUGAUGCUGGUGGACGUGGCUCCGAUCUAGGGGAGGUGAGCAACGGGGAAAACCCACCCUGGGGAGGCCCAAAUUACGACUACGAACAGAAUGGCAGGAGGCAGCUGUACGAGAGGGGAGGAAGGAUAAACACAGUCAAAAUGGAUACCCCCUCAUCAUUGAAGCAUAUACGUGGAAAGAACUUACCGGUGAGUAACCUGAAAAAUGCAUCAAGGGGGUUGUAUUCAACAAAUCAGAGUACUUCUUACGGGGUCAAUCAUAACAGCUAUGCCCCGUUUAACCAUGUGGAUGUGCCGUCGGACGGAGGUCAGAGCGGGUACCCAGCAGACAGGGAUUCUGCUUUUGGAGAAGUGGAGAGAGAGGCAGUGAAGGGUCAAAUGGGUCGACCCAAUUUACAUGGAACGGUUGGAAGUGCCUACCACCCGCGGCAGCAAUUUUCCCAGCUCACCCUCUCUAUGAACAAUAGACGGGGAGGAACCAGCGGGUACCCCCUCCAGGGGAGCUACUCCAACAAGUACACAAUGAAGGGAGGAAAAUUGAAGAACAAAAAUAAGCAGAUCAAUAAGCAAAAGAGUAAGCAAAAGAACAAGACAAAGAACUCUGCCAACAUGAUGCCCCUUGGGAACAGAGCAGGAAGUGGUAAUAUGUUCUCAAGUGGGGGGAGCAGACCCCUCGAUUAUGACAGUAACAGCAUGCAGGGAAAUGCCCACCCGUAUAAUUACGAAGAGGAGUUCCCCAGUGGAAGGAACACAGGGUUGUAUGGAAUGCGUGGCGUUGUUGAUACGAAGACGGAAAAGGAGACCUACUAUGGGAAUUAUUACGCCAGCGAUGGUGUUACAGGUCAGCAUGGGGAAGGGGCAGACCCGUUGGAUACGCAAAUCAAUUACAGUGGCGAAAUGAGCAACGUCCGGGUGAAGAGCUAUGAGGGUAACCAAACUGAGGGAGGAGUUUUCCAAAUUGGAGGACAAUCUACCUCGUCACUCUACUGGAGGGGCAUAUCCAGGAAGGGUAAUUACCAGGUGGACAGUGAAACAACGCAGAGAGAUAGCUACAUGAGUGACCACCAAGGAGAAAAUGCAGCCGAAGAGAGACACCUCGAAUUGGGGAAGAGGCUAAUCCAAAAAAUUAACACGUCGAAUAACCAACGGAGGGGAAUAAAACUAAUCGACAGAAACGACAGAAAUGAACAAACGAAAGAAGAGAACGUUAUUAGGAUAAAGAAUGUAGACCUAUAUAACGAAGUGGAAAAGACGCAGGAAAUUUACUUAAGCAGUAGCUUGAAGGCUCUGUUGAAAAAAGUAAACAUGAGCUUGAAGGACAUUCCCUAUGCUGAGGAAGAUUUGGUAAAGGAGGUCAUUAAUGAGAAGCCCAUUUUGGAGAACAUUCUCAUUAGUAAGUACGCGGAUAUGGUCAACUGGAACCGGGACCAGGUAUUGCGUGUCCUGUCCAUUCGGAAGUCGCUGAAAAGCCGCGGGUACAACAUUAACGGGGUCAUCUGA